Molecule: messenger RNA, 4294 nt
Organism: Oncorhynchus kisutch (coho salmon)
Lineage: Eukaryota; Metazoa; Chordata; Actinopteri; Salmoniformes; Salmonidae
Product: RING finger protein 145
Exons: 12
Coding region: 308-3583 (1091 amino acids)
Biological process (GO): proteasome-mediated ubiquitin-dependent protein catabolic process; ERAD pathway
Cellular component (GO): endomembrane system
Molecular function (GO): ubiquitin protein ligase activity; zinc ion binding
Source: RefSeq, a predicted model, not a curated record
GUUUAUCCCGGAAAUGGCCACGCAAGCGACCGGACUGUUUGGAGAACCAUAACAACUCUAGCUAGAUAAUUGUCCAUUUUCAUUUUACAACAUGCUGUCAGAAGAAGGAUAUUAGCUUCAUUUACGGUAUCAUAUGCGUUUCGUUGGAUAUCGUUCGUGGUUUUACAACCGGUGAAUAACCGACCAUGAAGAGGGACCAGUCAGAUGGACAGACAUCUACCUUCCUCUCUUCUCUAACCAUGUGACAAAAUAAUUCUGCUCACCAAACAUUUUUCUACCACGCCAAAAGGGGACGAAUUAUCUCAAGAUGCCUCGGUUGGAAGACGUCGCCAACAUUGUUCUGAGGGUGCCAAGCAUCCUGGUACUGGACUUGCUCUAUAAAUGUGACAUUGAUAGCUUCACAGAGCACCUCAGGGCGAAGAACGAAGACAUGCUCUUCAAAUACAAAUAUGUUAUCUGGAACCUCUAUUACCUAGGUCACGUGAUCAACGUGGUGAUGUUACUUUUACCAUUGAGACACAUCGUCAAGCUCUACCUCUACAUCCUCACCACUCUGCUCUUUUACGUGGGACACCAGAUCUCCAAGGACUAUGUCCAUGGAGAGGUGCAGUAUGGGUAUGACGGAGCCCUGUACCUCGACUCUCAGGCCUUCAACCGCUUUGUCUCUUCCCUGACUAGUCAGGUCAUAUUGAGUACGUUGUGUGCCUUCCUCAUGAAGACCAGGAAGGUGUGGCUGUUCUCUGCCCACCUUCUGCCCCUAUUGGCCCGUCUCUGUGCCAUGCCCCAUAACACCCUGCUAUUGGUCAACUCCUUCUCCACGGCCCUGACUGGAAUAGGUGUGGCCAUGUUCCUCCUGUCCAAUCUGUUCGUGCCGUACCGGCUGGCCAGGGCAGCCUACUCUGAACUGCUUCAACUGGAGGUGAUAGAGCUCUAUAGACUCCUAGCGGUGACCAUCUCUCUCUGGAAUCAGUUUGCAGUGCCAGUGUUGUUCAGUGUGUUCUGGUCUGUGCUGUUUGUGGUCCAGCUGUGUUCUUACUCCAUGACCAACAAUACAACAGGCAGCCAUGAGGGGGUGCUGUUCUUCCUCCUCACAAGUGUCUCUGAGUGCUGUGUCACGCCCUACUCCCUGCUGGGCCUGACAUCGGUGGUGUCUUACCUGGGCCUGGGGCUGCUCAACCUCACCAAGUUCUACCUGGGGGGCUACACUGCAGUACAGAAUGACAAUGUCAUGCACAGAGGUGUGACUGAGGGGGUAACGUUGCUGCUGCUGGCUCUUCAGACGGGUCUUUUAGACAUGCAGGCUCUGCAACGCACCUUCCUCCUCAGUAUCAUCCUCUUCAUCGUCGUCACCUCCACUCUGCAGUCCAUGAUAGAGAUCACAGACCCCAUCAUCCUGGCCCUGGGGGCGUCUAGAAACAGGAGUCUAUGGAAACACUUCAGAGGUCUCAGUAUGUGUCUGGUCCUGCUGGUGUUCCCAGGAUACAUGGCAUAUAAAAUCUCCCAGUUCUUCCACAUGGACUUCUGGCUCCUCAUCCUGGUCUCCAGCUGCAUGCUCACCUCUCUGCAGGUGACAGGUACCUUGCUGAUCUACUCCCUCUUCAUGGUUGACCUGUCCUGUAGCGACCCUAUAGACAGCCUGGAUGAGAUCAUCUAUUGGGUCAAUGCAGUCAGCCGCGUGCUGGAGUUCGUUGUGGCUCUCUGCGUGGUGGCCUACGGGACCUGGGAAUCUCUGUUUGGGGAGUGGAGCUGGAUGGGCGCCUCAGUUAUCAUCAUACACUGCUACUUCAACGUGUGGCUCAGAGCCCAGACCGGCUGGAGGAGCUUCCUGCUUAGACAGGAAGCAGCCAAGAAGAUCAACUCCCUCCCCCGGGCCACGGCCAAUCAGCUGCAGCAACACAACGACGUUUGUGCCAUUUGCUUCCAGGAAAUGAGCUCAGCCGUGCUGACGUACUGCGGACAUUUCUUCCAUGGAAACUGCCUGCGUAAGUGGCUCUACGUCCAGGAGACUUGCCCCAUGUGCCACCAGGCCGUCCGCCCCACCCCGCCAGCCCCAGCCCACACGGCAGGAGACUUCCAGGCUGCUCCUCUGCCCUCUAGAGGUACUGGGCCAGGCCGGGUAGAGGAGAGGAGACGCUCCAGAGAUCAGACUCCAGGCAGGGACGCCACACACCAGCCCCCAGCUAACCUGCUGUCCCCAGGCUCCCCAGAUCAGCAGGAAGGGACAGAGAGCCUGGGAGAGGGAACCAGUGGUUCAGAUAGAGAGGACAGAACGGGACGCCCACUUAGGAAACCUGUCCAGGAUCUCCACUUCAGCUCCACUGGGGACUUUGUAGGCUUCGUCAGCCCAGGCUCUUCUGAGGGUAGUCCUAGUCCAAGGAAGCAGAACCUGGAGCCUUGGGAUGGAGCUCAUCCUACCAACAGGUACAACGGUGAAGGGGUUGACUACACGAUCAAAGGACUAUUGGUACAAUCUGCUCCCAAAGAGCAGAAUGGCAGAGUAUUGACUAGAGUGAAUGGGGCUAGAGAGAACUGCCAGACUGAGAACAACAUUGUAGGAGAAAACCAAUGUAGACCUAUGUCAGGGACAACAACCAGAAAGACCUCAAGGUCUAAGAGUGUGAGCGGGAUAGGAGACGUCACCCAACAGAUCCGCGAACACAGGGGACGACCACGGUCACACACUCUAGAUGGUGGACAUGCACAGCAGGAUGAAAGCCAAUCAGAACUGGACACGCCCUGGGAUGUUAAAUCUACCCGGCGACAGAGAUCUAGGCUACGCAGUAGCACCAGAACAGAGGAGGAGGGACUCCGUCACAACAGAACAGAGGAGGAGGGACUCCGUCACAGCAGAACAGAGGAGGAGGGACUCAGUCACAACAGAACAGAGGAGGAGGGACUCCGUCACAACAGAACAGAGGAGGAGGGACUCCGUCACAACAGAACAGAGGAGGAGGGACUCCGUCACAGCAGAACAGAGGAGGAGGGACUCCGUCACAGCAGAACAGAGGAGGAGGGACUCCGUCACAGCAGAACAGAGGAGGAGGGACUCCGUCACAGCAGAACAGAGGAGGAGGGACUCCGUCACAGCAGAACAGAGGAGGAGGGACUCCGUCACAGCAGAACAGAGGAGGAGGGACUCCGUCACAGCAGAACAGAGGAGGAGGGACUCCGUCACAGCAGAACAGAGGAGGAGGGACUCCGUCACAGCAGAACAGAGGAGGAGGGACUCCGUCACAGCAGAACAGAGGAGGAGGGACUCCGUCACAGCAGAACAGAGGAGGAGGGACUCCGUCACAGCAGAACAGAGGAGGAGGGACUCCGUCACAGCAGAACAGAGGAGGAGGGACUCCGUCACAACAGAACAGAGGAGGAGGGACUCCGUCACAGCAGAACAGAGGAGGAGGGACUCCGUCACAGCAGAACAGAGGGACUCCGUCACAACAGAACAGAGGAGGAGGGACUCCGUCACAACAGAACAGAGGAGGAGGGACUCCGUCACAACAGAACAGAGGAGGAGGGACUCCGUCACAGCAGAACAGAGGAGGAGGGACUCCGUCACAACAGUACCUUGGCGAAGUGGUGAAGUCCACUGAAAAUCCCCACAAUGCCUUGUUUUUGUGAAACAACGUUGGAAAACUAAUGUCCUACCUUUCAGCUGGCAGUCUGAUAAUACAUGUGUUUAUUUAGUUAUUUAAUUAAUGGUGUGUGUACUGGAUUGGAUUUAGGGGCAAACAUGUAAAACCCAAGAUAAGAAAUGAUAUCUAUGAAAUGCACAAUUAUAGAUUAAGGCUGGGCGGUAUACUGUAUGGGUCAAUGAUGAGUAAAAAAAUUUAAAGUAAAAAAAAUUUUUGGCGGAAAAAUAUAAAUUUUUAAACACUUUUGUAUGUUCCCUAUGCAUAUUCAGUGUUUGUCGCACAAUUUAAAAAAAAACAUUUUGACUGUUAAAAUGUACCUCCUAAAAAAAAUAUAUAUAUAUAAUAAUUCGGGGAAAAAUAUAAAAAUAUUCAGACCGUUAUUUAAAACAAAGAAGAGUAAAGCAUGAAUAUGUUCAUGGUCUCAAGUAGUCAACAGCAGAGCAGUAAAACAACUACACAGUAUAACGAAUCUGAACUGGACAAUCCCUCAUGUUGAAUGAUUGUCAACUACGAUAUCUCUAGACAAAUGAAAACCAUAUCAAAUUUAACAAAAAAAAUGUAUUUUUCUCUUAUAGACUGAGCGUCUCUGCAUUUCUGAUACAAAAAUAAUGCUGUUUUUUAACAUUAAAAAUACUGGUUGAGCCAAAUGAUUUAUUUUA